AGUAAAUAGCCUAAGUCUGUGAUGUCAGAGCUUCACAUAAAUCUUUUCCACUUAGUGAGACAUGCUCAGUUUGAUCAUCUGACAGUAGAGCAAGAGGAAACAUGUUCUACACAGACCUCACACUGAAGAUGAUUAUGAAGAUGAUGCUGAUGUGGAUUACAGCGAUGCUUUUUAAUAAAACUGACUCUGCCGAGAUACAAUACGUCUCUCAGCCGAAUCCACUGCUCGCUGCUGAUGUUGGUGAUAACGUGACGCUGCACUGCUUUAGAUCAGGAGGAGAAAACACCGGAGUUAUCUAUUGGUACAAGCAAAAAGUCGGACACGAGCCUCGUGUGAUGAUCACAGUUCAACACGAACCCGAUUACGAAGAUGAGUUCCAGCCUCCAAAAUUCAGCAUCGAGAGAGAAGAAACGAGUAUUCAUUUAAAAAUCGCUAACGUCGGACGGUCAGACGAAGCCGUGUAUUACUGUGGACGCAGAAAAUUUUUGACAAUGUUUGGAAAUGGAACAUUUUUAUCAGUCAAAGAUGACAGAGAUGUAAAAGUGAGUGUGUGGCAGCGCGGCGUGUUGGACUCGGUUCCUGCAGGAGCCUCAGUGACUCUGCAGUGCUCGGUUCUCUCUGAGAGCAGAGCAGCAGAACUCCAAGUGCUCUGGUUCAGAGCUGCUCCACCACAAUCCCAUCCUCAAAUCAUUUCCACUCAUCACAACAGCAGCCGUCAGUGUGAGAGCGGCUCUUCUACACACACCUGUGUGUACAACUUCUCCAAGAACAUCCUCAGCCUCAACGAUACUGGAACUUACUACUGCGCUGUGCUCCUGUGUGGGAAGAUCAUCUUCGGGAACGGGACACGAAUACAGAUGGAGAGAUCUCUGGGUCCUGUAAUGAUCUACAUCUCUGUGGCUUUGGGACUGUGUUUGGUUGUGAUAUUCACUUUAAUCUUUGCUCUAACCUAUGAAGGGACAAACAGUAAUGAAGACAGAGUGAGACUUAAACCAGGUUCUGUGACCGAAAAGACCCUCGACAAGGACUGUGACACUGUGGAGGUGAAUUACGCUGCCUUACAUUUUAAAGAGCGGAGAGACAAAAGAGGAAGAGUCAAGAAACAACAAGCUAUUAAAGAUAUUAUCUAUUCUGACGUGCGACAUCUUUCCAGCUCCACCUUGAGGGUGCUUCCCUGUCUAAAGAUGACGCCUCUGUGGAUUCUUGUCUUAUCUCUUAACAUAAGAACCCAAGCUGUGGAUUUUUCCAGACCAUCGUUUCUCUUGGUCAAACCUGGAGAACGUGUUACUCUUAACUGUUCAUUGGGACAUUUUAAAUCUUCUGAAAGUGUUUUCUGGUACAAACAAAUAUUUGGAGAAAUGCCUCAAGAAAUAGGAAAAAGAUUAGCGUAUAAGCACAUCAACGGUUUGACCGAGUUUAAGACGUCAGGAUUUGUAAUGGAGAAAAAGGAUAAGAACUUUUUUCUGAUAAUUCCACAUAUAAAAGACAAAGACGAAGGACUUUACUACUGUGGAAAAAGUUUCAUGGACGAUUUUUUAUUAUCCAGUGGAACGUUCUUGGCUGUAACAGAUGACGGAGAUGCAAAAGUCUCAGUGUUUCAGCACGGCCUGUGGGACUCGGUCCGGUGUGAGAGCGGCUCUUCUACACACACCUGUGUGUACAACUUCUCCAAGAACAUCCUCAGCCUCAAUGAUACUGGAACUUACUACUGCGCUGUGGCCCUGUGUGGGAAGAUCAUCUUCGGGAACGGGACACAAAUACUGAUGGAGAAUGUUCCAGAAAUGGUGAUCUACCUCCCUGUAGUGGUGGUCGUGUGUGUGAUUGUGAUCUUCGCUCAAGCUUUUAUAAUCUGUAAAAUGAGAUACUGGGAACAAUUUAGAGUGAGAUCUCAAAAACGUUCUGCAACAGAAAAAAACUCCAGUCAGGGUCGCGAUGCAGAGGAGUUGAAUUACGCUGCUUUACAUUUCAAUAAGAAGAAGAAUACCAACAGAGUGAAAAGAAAGGAAAAAAAUCCUGAAGAUUUUUGUGUUUAUUCUACAGUGAGAUCUGCGACCUAGAAUAAAUCUGUUAAAUUAAUUAUUUAAUUUAUUAAUUCAUUUUUUUAGUUAAUUUAUUCAUUUAUAUCUCACUGCCAGGAAUGACUGAUUGUGAUAUUAGAUAUGAGAGGUGAAUUUUAUGUCUGUCAUUUAUAAUUCUUUCUUGAGAAGAUCAAAGCCGUUGAACAUUUUCUUCAUGUAGUUAUGAUAAUGUUUAGUGACAAAAAAAUCUAAACACUUGCGAUGUGUUAAUGCUGGAAUUGUGCACAUGAGUAAAACUAUACUCUAUACUAUACUCUAAUAUAGAGUAAACACUCUAUAUUAAAGUGAACAUUUCCAGCUCUGGUAGCUAACUGUUUAAUUCAACUCAGUUUUAUUUGUAUAGUGCUUUUAACAAUAGACAUAUUCUUAAAGCAGCUUUAAAGAACAUAUGAAACAUAAUACUCACUCACUCAUUUCACUCACUCAUCUUCUACCGCUUAUCCGAACAACCUCAGGUCACGGGGAGCCUGUGCCUAUCUCAGGUGUCAUCGGGCAUCAAGGCAGGAUACACCCUGGACGGAGUGCCAACCUAUCAC
Messenger RNA from Tachysurus vachellii, 2614 nucleotides. RefSeq lists its product as uncharacterized. Bases 102 to 2057 code for a protein of 651 amino acids. The record is from RefSeq and is a predicted model, not a curated record. Gene Ontology annotation, biological process: response to bacterium. The transcript is spliced from 12 exons. Lineage: Eukaryota; Metazoa; Chordata; Actinopteri; Siluriformes; Bagridae.